AUCUUUUGUGUAGUGAAUGUGGUCGAGUUCGCGUCUGAAGUUUGUAGGACAGUCGAUCGACAUUUCCUAUAAUCAAUCAUGGAGGAUUCAGAAACCUGUGCCAUGGAACUGGUGGAAGGAGAGAAACCAAGUGGAGAUAUGCUUACUGACAUGGAUGAAUCAGAAACCUGUGUUAUGGAGCUUGUUGAUGGCAAGCAGCAAACUAACGAAAAAUGUGAGCCACAAAGCAAUGGAGUUGAUUCAUCAAAUGUUACAAGUCAGAAUGGCGUAACCUCACCGGCUGAAAUUAAGAAGAGUGUUGAACCAAGACUAAUGAUCACACAUAUUGAGAAUGAAAACUUUAAAUCUUACGCUGGCAAGAGAACUUUGGGACCAUUUCACAAGAAUUUUUCUUCCAUUGUUGGACCAAAUGGUAGUGGUAAAUCUAAUGUGAUUGAUGCUAUGCUUUUUGUAUUUGGUUACCGAGCCAACAAGAUCCGAUCUAAGAAGAUAUCCGUUUUAAUCCAUAACUCAGAAAAUCAUAAAAAUAUCAACAGUUGCAGCGUGCAUGUUCAUUUCCAGAAGAUAAUAGAUUUGGAUGGAGAUGAAUAUGAAGUGGUACCGAACAGUAAACUGACUGUGUCUCGUUCCGCGUACCGUGAUAACUCAUCCAAUUACUAUCUCAAUGGUAAAAAAACGCCAUUCAAAGAAAUAGCCGUUUUACUGAGAAAAGUUGGCAUUGAUUUGGACCAUAACAGAUUUCUCAUACUCCAGGGAGAAGUGGAACAAAUCAGUAUGAUGAAACCCAAGGCGUUGACAGAGCACGAGGAGGGAAUGUUAGAGUACCUAGAAGACAUCAUUGGCAGCAGUAAAUACAAAGAACCAAUAGAGGAAUUGGCGAAACAAGUGGAAGAACUCAAUGAACAGAGAGGAGAAAAGCUGAACAGGGUGAAAGUAGUAGAGAAAGAAAAGGAUGAACUGGAAGGAACAAAGAACGAAGCAAUGGCGUAUCUAUUGCUGGAAAACAAUAUCUCUAAGAAAAAGAAUGUUCUCUUUCAGAGAUAUGUACAUGGAUAUAAUAAAAAGCUGACUUCUUUAAGCGAAGAGCAGAAGAAAGCGGAAGAAGAGAUGGCUUCAGUCAACAAGGAGAUGGAUGAGAUGACAGAAUCAUUUAAAGAAAAGGCGAAGGAGCAGAAGAAAAUUAUGAAGGCUAACGAGAAAUUUCAAAAAGAGGCUGAAGACCGGAAAAAUGACUUCAACGAGUUUGAAAAACAAGACGUGAAGUGCCGAGAGACUUUAAAACAUGCCAAAUCUAGAGAUAAAAAAUUGGGGAAGGCCUUGCAGAAAGAGAAAGAAAAGUUGGAAGAACUGAAAGCUGUCCCGGCUGAAAAUGAGAAACAGAUAGAGAAAGCUACCAAGAAGCGAGAAGAAUUUCAGGAGCAACAGAAGGUGGAAGAAGAGAAGCUGAAUGAAAUCAUGGCUGGGUUGAAGACGGCGACCGAGGGAUUACAGACAGAAAAAGACGCAAAAGAAAAAGACUUGAUGGGACUACAGAAAUCGUUGAAUGAAGCCAGGUCUAAAAUGAACAUUGCCAAAUCUGAAUUUGAACUGUACAAAAAUCAGCAAAAUACAAUGUUUUCACAGUUAGCCACUGCCAAAAAACACUUGGACCAUGCAGUGAACACAGUUCAAGCCAGAAAAAGUUCAGUACAAGAUUUAGAGAAAAAGAUUCCUGCAGUUGAGAAGGAACUGCACCAAGCUAAAAUAGAUCUUCAGUGUGCCGUAGAAGCUGAAGAGAAAGCUAAUGAAUCGGUUAGGAAAAAUCGUGUCAAAGUUGAAGAAACUCGUAGUUCGUUACAGUCUGCCCGUAGUCGUGGCAAAGUUGUUGACGCGUUGAUGUCACAGAAGAAAUCUGGCAACAUUCCAGGGAUAUCAGGAAGACUCGGAGACCUUGGCGCUAUAGAUGAGAAAUAUGAUGUUGCCAUAUCAACUGCUUGCGGUGCAUUGGAUUAUAUUGUUGUGGACACCAUGGAAAUUGCUCAAAAAUGUGUGAACUACCUGAAAAAACAUAAUAUUGGCAUGGCUACCUUUGCUGGACUUGAUAAGAUGAAAACAUGGGAAAAGCAUGCUUCGUCAAAAAUUGACACACCAGAGAAUGUCCCACGGUUGUUUGAUUUGGUGAAGGUAGAAGACAAGAAGGUGCUGACAGCAUUCUACUUUGCAUUACGUAAUACUUUGGUUGCUAAAGACUUGGAUCAAGCAACAAGGAUAGCAUUUCAAGGCUCCAAGAGAUGGAGAGUGGUGACACAAGCAGGACAACUAAUAGAUCAGUCAGGUACAAUGAGUGGUGGUGGUAAACAAGUAGCCAAGGGUAGAAUGGGAUCAUCGGUUGUGGUAAGCAACAUCUCGGCUGAAGAGUUGGAAAAAAUGGAGAAAAGGUUAAACGCAGAUAUGAAACUUGUGCAACAUAACCAUGAUAACAAACUUCAACUUGAAGACAAAGUUGAAAAGCUGCAGCGAUCAUUGAAAGAUAUGAAAUAUACGCUGGAGAAAUUUAAUAUGGAUAUCAAGGCAUCAAUUGAACAAGAAGCUACCUCACGAAACCAAGUGAAGGAGCUGGAGGCGCAGAUUGCCGCUAAUCAACCAGAUAAGAAUAAAUUAAGUGAAUUAGAAAAGACUUAUACAUCAAACAAGAAAGAUUAUGACAAAAUUGCUUCAUCUGCCUCCAAGAUUGAGGCAGAGGUACAGAAACUACACAAAGAAAUCAUGGAUGUGGGUGGAUUAAAACUGAAUCGCCAGCAAGCCAAAGUAGAUGCUGUGGUUAUGGAGGUGGAUAAAUGCACUGGUGAAAUCACUAAAGCCAAUGUUGGUAUAAAAAAUGCUGAAAGAAAUAUCAAGAAGGCUGAAAGCAAAGUCGAGUCUACAGAGAAGGAGAUCGAGGAGAACAAGGAAAUGAUGGAGAAAAUAGGAGCAGAGUUUCAGAAAUUAGAAGACGAUGCAACAAGAGUUUUACAAGCGUAUCAGGAUGCACAGGACAAGUUGAAAGAAAUUGAAAAUGUAUUGGAGGAAUCCAAGGAGGAGUUAGGACAAUUACAGACAAAACAAAACGAUUUAAAGAAGCAACACUUGGAAGUGCAGCAUAGUCUGGAGAAGUGGUUGAACUUAGUGAAGGAAAAUCAACAGAAGAUUAAACAUUGGAAAAAAGAGACCAGUCGACUGACUCUGCACAAUAUUGAGGGAGAAGAAAUGAAGGAGUUACCAACCCUGACUGAGGAAGACUUGGAGGACAUUGACCCUGAUAAAGUACAGUUUGAAAUAACUGUACUUGAGGAGGACAUGCACAAUAUGAAACCCAACAUGGCUGCUAUCGAGGAAUACAGAAAGAAGGGGAUUGUAUUCAGUGUAAGGCCACCUAAAAAGAGUUGGAAGAAUAUCUCUAAUUUAUCUGGUGGGGAGAAGACGUUGAGUUCUUUGGCGUUGGUGUUUGCGCUGCAUCACUUCAAGCCUACACCGUUAUAUGUUAUGGAUGAAAUUGACGCAGCUUUGGAUUUCAAAAAUGUAUCCAUUGUUGCAAAUUAUAUCAAGGAAAGAACCAAGAAUGCCCAGUUCAUCAUUAUAUCACUACGUAAUAACAUGUUUGAAUUAGCCGACAGAUUGAUUGGUAUAUACAAGACUGACAAUUGUACAAAGAGUGUGACUAUCAAUCCUAGAGCAUUAUCACAGGGCGUGCCAGUAGAAUGCUAAUACAUUUGUUGUUGUAUUUUACUGCAAAUAUGAGCCAUGUGAUUUUUAUACAAAGUUUUUAACUGUUUUCUAUUCUGAUUGGCUACUGUCACUGCCUGUGCAACCAGAUUGCAAUGUAUAUAAUAUUAACCAUUUACAUAUACCACAAUAUAAUAGAUUGUUUGCAAAUAAUGUAAAAUUACUAGAAGUUUAGUUGCAGACUCAAUCCUCUUAGAUAUUAUUAUACCGGAAUGAUAUACAAGAAACAUUUAAAAAAAACAUAAUGUACAGAAACAUACAGGUUCAUUUUGGCCUUUGAAAAGUUACGAGUUUACAGUUUUGUAGCCAAAGACUGAAAUGCAGUCACUAUAUUUACAAAACAGGGAAGUUAUUGUGAGUUGACAACGUUAUGGCCCAAGAUUUUUGUGAGCACUUCUUAUGUAAUUAAUGACUAUUAUGGUGUAGUAAAUAACCACCAAACAAAACUUCAAAUUGUGGCCAGCUUCCUGGGUUAGGUUUGUAGAAGCUGCACCAAUGGCAGAGGUUGAGUAAAAAAAUUGCAGAGGGCCCAGCCCAAUGUAGAUGAUCAUUGUUUUACACUGUCACUAUAUUGUGUUGGUAUUGAUAGUUGCUCAUGCUGAAGGUUUAGUAAUAUUGUACCAUUCCUUUCGGUCUAUCCUCUUUUUUUCUUGUAAAAGUUUUGUGGUUUACCUUUACCCUGCUUUUUUUUUUCUGUAUGUGAUGUCUGGUUCACCAUGCUGAGAUGACAGCCUAAUAAUAAUGAACUCAAUCCAGUUGAGAGAUAGCCGUGUCUACUAUCACUGCCAUUAUUUGAAUAAAUUUUUUUUAUCAUAAA
Molecule: messenger RNA, 4558 nt
Organism: Saccoglossus kowalevskii
Lineage: Eukaryota; Metazoa; Hemichordata; Enteropneusta; Harrimaniidae
Product: structural maintenance of chromosomes protein 4-like
Biological process (GO): mitotic chromosome condensation
Cellular component (GO): chromosome; condensin complex
Molecular function (GO): ATP binding; protein binding; ATP hydrolysis activity
Source: RefSeq, a predicted model, not a curated record